This is a messenger RNA of Siniperca chuatsi (mandarin fish), 2945 nucleotides long. RefSeq names its product interleukin-1 receptor-associated kinase 1 (gene irak1). The record is from RefSeq and is a predicted model, not a curated record. Gene Ontology annotation, cellular component: plasma membrane. Gene Ontology annotation, molecular function: ATP binding; protein kinase activity. The transcript has 15 exons. NCBI's taxonomy places the organism in Eukaryota, Metazoa, Chordata, Actinopteri, Centrarchiformes, Sinipercidae. Bases 235 to 2499 code for a protein of 754 amino acids. Gene Ontology annotation, biological process: protein phosphorylation.
CUCUUAUUGCAGUGCGCUUGCGCGGCGGCGGGCGGAAGCAGCGCAGGAGCCGAACUGCUGACAUUUUACAGAGUUUUUAAAGUUUUGAACGGGUUCGAUCCGGACUGUUCUGGUGUGACGGAGUGAUCCCGGUCCCGGUGUGAACGUCCCCCCCCCCACACUGCGGCGGGUCGCUGUUAGCCGUUAGCCUGUUAGCUUCAGAGUGAGGUAACUUCAGCCAGUUCCAGUAAAAACAUGUCGGCAGGAGACCCGAGGGGACGGUUUCUCUACGAGCUGCCGCCCUCCGUCCUCUGGGAGUUCUGCCUGCUCAUGGACGGACUGUCGGACCUGGACUGGACUCGCUUCGCCUCAGAAGUCCUCAAGGAUCAGACCGCCGUACGAUUGGCUGAGAGGAGGGAGAGGCGGACUGACUGGGUGAUGAACAGAUGGGAGAACAGGAACGGUCGUGUCUGGGAGCUGAUCGACCUAUUGGAGCGCCUGCAGCUGCUCCGCCCCCGUGAUGUCAUCCUGGGCUGGGCGUCCAGUCUGAAGCUCUCGGUCUCUCCUCCUCCUCCUCCUCCUCCUCCUCCUCCAGUCUCUCUCUCUCAGUUUGACCCUCCUCCCAAACAGUCUGAGGCCCCGCCCACACUAAGCACCUGCAAACUGAGCACUACAGUAGAUCAAGGAGGAGGCAGACCACUUCCCAGACCUGCCCCGCCCCCGUCCAGUCUGCAGUCUGACCUCCACCAGCCCCCCCAGCCCCCCCUGGUGGUGGCGUGCAGCAGCAGCAGCAGAGUGAUGUGCUGGUCGUAUGAAGAGGUGCAUGCUGGGACGAAGGGGUUCUCCCCCUCCCUGCAGGUGGGGGAGGGGGGGUUUGGAGUCGUGUACAGAGCGUCUCUGAGGAACACCGACUGUGCUGUCAAGAGAUUCAAACAGGACUGUCUGCUGGACUGGACUCUGCUGGAGGAGAGCUUUCAUACUGAAGUGGACAAACUGACAAAAUUCAGACACCCGAACAUCGUGGAUCUGCUGGGUUUCAGUGAAGGACAAGGAUCAGUGUGUCUCAUCUACAGCUACAUGGAGAACAGAUCACUGGAGGACCAGCUGCAGAAGGAGGGUGUGUCCCUCUCCUGGUCUCAGAGAGUCGGUGUUCUUGAAGGAGCAGCAACAGCUCUGCAGUUCCUCCACUUCCCCCCCGACGGACACAAACGGCUCAUCCACGGAGACAUCAAGAGUUCAAACAUCCUGUUGGACCGUCACCUGGUGGCGAAGCUGGCGGACUUCGGUCUGGCUCGGUUUGCGUCUCGCAGCUCGUCGGGACGCUCGGCAGCUCAGACGGCAUCGGUUGGUAAAACGGCGAUGGUUAGAGGAACACUGGCGUACCUGCCUGAUGAAUAUGUGAGGAACGGAGAGCUGGGGACCGCUGUGGACGUCUACAGCUUCGGAGUGGUGCUGUUGGAGGUCCUGACUGGUCGUCGAGCUCUGGAGAAAGACAGGAAGUCAGGAGAGAGAUACCUGAAGGACCUGGUGGAGGAGGUGGAGGACAGUCCGUCGUCUGCAGCAUCCUGGAGGAAGCAGCUGGACCACCGGCUGAUCCCAGGGGGCGCUGCAGAGCCCGCUGGCUGCAUGGAGAUGGUGGCUCUGGCCUGCAAGUGUCUGGACAAGAAUAGGAAGAAGAGACCGGCCAUGACCGAGGUGUUUGACAAACUUCAGGACAUCCACAAAAUCGUGAGGAAGACCGGCGCCUCUUCCUCCCCCCUACAUCACCCUUAUCUUCAGCCCCCCUCCCAGUCCUUCCCCAGACCACCCCCCUCCCUGGACUCCAGUGUGGGAGCUCUGUCAACCCAGCUGUCCAAACUGGGACCACUGGAGGACACCUACCAGCCCCCCCAGUCCUCUCAGUUAUCCUCCUCCUCUUUCUGCUCCCUCACCCCUCCUCACCCGCUGCACUCCUCCUCCCUCCCCCCUCCCUCCUCCUCGUUCGCCGGUCCCUGUGAAACUGAUGAGAGCCGAGGUUUCUCCCAGUACGACCUUCGCUCCCAGUUCAGAUCUAACGGGACCAGUUCCAGGUCUCUGUCUCCAUCCACCAGAGACCAGUAUCACAUUCCAGCUGGGCCUGGAGAGUCCCAGUUUAGCCAGCCUUCUGUCCCCACUGAAGACCAGUACAACUUCCUUCCCCAGGCCAGCAGCACCAGUGACGGAUCAGGGGACCUCACAGGGGCCCCCACAGGUCCAGACACCAGAGAGCAGACCACAGCAGCGGCUACAGCAGGGCUCUAUGGUGUCCCAGAAUGCCUCUCUCCCAUGGAGUCCCUGCAUUCAUCGUCCCCGGGGCCCUCAGUCCACGUGAAUCUCAGUAAGCAGCGUUUCCUGCAGAAGAAAACUCUGUACGAGGAGGGAAGGAUUCACACCGCCGAGCUGCUGUCGUCCGACGACCUCUAUGGAGGGAGGAGUUCUGUGGAGCUCAGAGGCCCGGAGGAGAGCGACGAGCUGGAUUAUCUUCCCGCUGAACACGACUGAUGCUCUUUUACCGACUCGACACAAACCGGGGCAUCUGGUUCCGAAGGACCGGAGGCGGACAGUCGGACGCCGCCGCGCGGCGGUGACCUGCUCCCACCGUGUUUGUGUUGUAAACCUGCUGAAGGCCGCAGCUUCACCGGCUGCAGACGUCUGCCGAGUCCGUCUGAUGCUCGCUGGUUCCGGCUGCGCCUCGAUCCCGUCGCCUGGACGUGACCGGCUGGAGAAUCGACACGUGAAGCAGCACUGAAACUUUUCUCUCUACGCUCAAGUUAAUAAUUACUCACAGAACCAAAGAUUUACACGGAGGUACGACGACAUCAUCGCGUUGGCUUGGACUAUUUAUUCACAUCUGUUUACUGAUUUUGGAAUUCAGACAGAAACUUUUAUUAUUUGUAAUUCUUUGUCAGAAAAUGCAGAAAUACAAAAUAUAUAAUAUUUGAAUGUAA